GUGCCCCGGCCCGCAGUUGGCGGGGUGACACCGGAACUGCAGCCGUGCCCGUCGGGGCCGCCCGGCGCGCCGCCUGCUGUGCCGCCGGCGGGGCCUGGGGCCGGUGGGAGCGGGCGGCAGAGUCGCUCCGUUGCCUCCGGCGGCCGUCCCGCCCGCGGGGAAGGCGGGGAGUUGGCGGGGGCGGGCAGAGGCCGUCGUGGCUCUGUCCAAGGUCUCUGAAAUCGCCUCUCCUUCCAAGUGCCGUUCCAGCGCCAGAACGCUUUCGUUCGUCCCUAGGUAACUUGUUUUUAACUCCAUUCCCAAUGCAAGUCAGAAUGCAGACUGCUUCAUGCAUACAUCCAGAUUUGUACCUUUACUGUCUUCUGAAGUUAAGAUGAGAGGAUGGGAGAACAAAUAGGAUGCCUUCAAUACCUGGGUAGCACACCGGACACAGGAAGAGUCUGAAUAUAACUUAAGACCAUGGCAGCACGCUGGAGAAGAAUCCUGGUAAUAUUUGUGGCAGCUCAAGUCCUAUUUGUGGUAAAUGCCUUUGAGGAAGAGGAUGUACCUGAAGAAUGGAUUCUUCUUCAUGUUGUUCAAGGUCAGAUUGGAGCAGGAAACUACAGCUAUUUGAGACUAAACCACGAGGGAAAGAUCGUACUUCAGAUGCGGAGUUUAAAAGGUGAUGCAGACUUGUACGUAUCUGACAUGACUCUUCACCCCAGCUUUGACGAAUACGAGUUACAGUCCGUAACUUGCGGCCAAGAUGUUGUCCAUGUACCCGCGCACUUCCGCCGACCGGUGGGAAUAGGGAUUUAUGGUCAUCCCUCUCACCUGGAGAGCGAGUUUGAAAUGAAAGUGUACUAUGAUCGAACCGUUGUACAGUAUCCGUUUGGCGAGGCUUCUUACAACCCCGAGGAGAUGGAGGCGAACCAGAAAUACUCACAGUCUACAGAAGACGAAUCUCAGGAUGAGGAGUCUGUUUUCUGGACUAUACUGAUUGGAAUCUUGAAAUUAAUACUUGAAAUUCUUUUUUAAAUUGAUACACACUGGACUAAGUCACACUUCAGCCUGUGAAAUUGAACGUGAAUGACUUGCUGGAAUAUUUAAUACUCCUUGUUCUGUUUCCUGAAGAGGUAUUCAGGUUACUUUUCCUAAACCAGAAAGGGAGUGGGGGAAAAAGCCAUAUUUAAUUUUAUAUUGUAAAUCCUCCCCUAUAUGUAAAAUGAGCAGCGAGCACAGUAUUUACAGUGUUCUUCAGAGAUCAGGGCUUAAAAAUGAAUGGACAGUUGGGAUCUUGUUGAAUUCACUUUAAACAGGUGCUUAGGAAAAUCAACUCGAAUUCAGUAUUUUCUAUCACUUUUUUUUUAUAUAAAGAAAAGUAAAAUAAACUGCUGCACUUCAGUACCCCCCUCUCAAUUUAGAGCAUAUUUUAAAAUAAAAUCUACUCCUUUUCUGAGCAAGUAUCUCCAGUAAAACUAAUUAUCAAUGGCUUUUGAGUGUAUUCAAGUUGAGGAGCCUGGGGCAAAGGAAGGAAAACCCAAUCAGUCACCUGAGGGGAUGGAUGAUCUCUAUUUUGACUGCUUGUGCUCUACAUUGUCAACCAUCUGUCAAGCAGAGGUCUGUCCAGUCACUCACCACCUCUACAGACCCAUGACCUGAAUCGAGUACGCGUUACUUCUUCACUAUUACUGCAGGCAACAUAAAGCCUUCAGCUGUUGUUACUUGUCAGUACGACAUUUUCAUUCCUCUUUAAAAGCAAGGCAGCAUAUCGUUAUCUUGAACUUGAGAGGUGUUUUCUUACACCUCCCUUUCUAGCUUUUUGUGAUUGAUUUUUAUUUUUUUUAGUACAUCUUUAUGAAUAAGUCAUUAGCUUGCAAAGAAAAUUUCUGCUGAAAGAAAUUUGCAGUACAUGGUAAGAAGGUCAGGUCAUGCCCACUCUUCCUUGAAAGUUAGUUUUUUUCCAGGAGUAUUUUUUGCUUUGGUUGAGUCUUUGAAAAUAACCAGUUGCUAUGCAAAUAGUGUAUAUUUAAAUUGCUCUGUAAUUUUCUUUUCACAGAGCUUACUGAUGAGUGCACUGAAAUAAACAAGUACGUUACUAUAAUUUUAUACAAAUGGUGCACGUACAAUUUAAAUUUCAUUACUGAGAGCCUUUUAAGUGGGAAUUUGGCUUAUCUAUCUCUAUCUAGACAUCUGACAGGACAUGAUUAGUCACUUGUAU
Messenger RNA from Grus americana (Whooping crane), 2200 nucleotides. RefSeq names its product chromosome 3 C6orf120 homolog (gene C3H6orf120). The transcript is spliced from 3 exons. The coding region runs from base 460 to 1017 and encodes 185 amino acids. Lineage: Eukaryota; Metazoa; Chordata; Aves; Gruiformes; Gruidae. The record is from RefSeq and is a predicted model, not a curated record.